Molecule: messenger RNA, 2199 nt
Organism: Somion occarium
Lineage: Eukaryota; Fungi; Basidiomycota; Agaricomycetes; Polyporales; Cerrenaceae
Source: the annotation of a GenBank genome assembly
AUUUCUUCGUCACGUUCACCAUCGGAAGUCACGGAGUCUUGGUUCCUACGCAAUAAUAUUGUUUCGAUUUCGGUACGCUCUAUAUGGUGUCCUGACUUGGAGAAAUCUAUAGGCCCGUCACGCGAUACACUUGAGCUUCAUAACUCAAGCCGUCGUGUCGUGCCAGUGUCUGCCAGGGGCGCGGCCCUCGGGGACAAUAAAUCGGGAAAACAAAAAACAAAAAAAGUGUCGUGUGCUGACAGCUUACCGCAAUGAAUCAAGCAAAAAAUAUAGUGGAAGAACGGUCCUGGGUUUCUAUAUGCAGCCUUCGCUACCUUGAAACUGGGCUAUGAGUCACACACGAAAUAUCGCCCUCAGCAGUGCUCUUCUUGCGCCGUGUGAUCGUAGUGACGAAUUGACACUAUAUCUCUUAGACGCGGCAUCAUGCUACCCUCUUAUUACUGUACGGAGAGGUCAAAUCUCCCGUAUCUCUACCGGUUGUAUGUUUCUUUGUGAACAUCUGACGACGCAUAUAGUCUUCUCUCUCACGAGCACCAACAUCUCGAAUUUAUUUGAACCAACUCCAGUGAGAUGUUACAGCAUUUUCUCAAAAUUGCUCCAUGGGGAUUACUGUGGUUUGAGGCGGAUUACUCGCCAUGUCACCGGGUGGUCAUUUACAUCGAAGGGAAGGUAUCAUACCUCCGAAAAUCCUUAGCAUACUAUCCCCACUUCCAAAUCGGCGUAGAACUAUCGCCGCAUUGACAUAAGGCACAUGCGGCGCUCAGGCCAAGCGGCGCCGCAACCAGAAAUUUACCACACGUAUCCCAUACCAAACAAUAUGCCCUUUCAGAAACAGAUGGGCAGAAAGUACUUAUACGCACAAGUUCAAUGCCUCAGUUACACAACAAGCAAGCCAACCACAUCACCUCUACAUCCUAGCCCCCGAGAAAACUCUCAAUGACAUCUAUGAUCACCUCAUUCAAACUGCCUGAUCUUCUUGCUGUUGUCCCUCUACACGGUCGUACGAACCCUCACUAUGCCACUGCCGCCGCAGAGUCCUCGAAAUGGGUUCUCAGCUUUAACGUCUUCUCCGGCAAGAAGCAGGAUUUCUUCGCCCAAGGCGGAAGUGAACUCCUGUGUUCGCAUGCCUACCCCUACGCUGGCCACGAUGAACUCCGAACUUGCUGCGACCUCGUCAAUCUCCUCUUCACCGUCGACGAGAUCAGCGAUGAGCAGAACGGAAAGGACGCCUAUCAAACUGGCUCUAUCUUUUUGAAUGCUCUACGCGAUCCCAAUUUCAACGACGGCUCCGUCUUGUGCACUAUGACCAAGCAGUUUAGAGCACGUCUGUUCCCCCGCAUGGGACCAGCUUGCUACCGACGAUUUGUUAAACAUGCAGAGGAUUACGUCAAUGGCUUCACCAAGGAAGCUGAAUAUCGGGAACUUGGUGUUGUGCUCGACAUGGCUUCCUAUGAAGUACUCCGUCGAGAGAAUAGCGCAGUCCGUUUCUGCUUCGGACUGUUUGGCUAUGUCUUAGGACUCGACCUCCCUGAUGAGGUCUUUCAUCACUCCGUCAUGAUGGAAAUGCAUCUUGCUGCGGUAGACACGGUUUGCUGGUCCAAUGAUCUCUACUCUUACAACAUGGAGCAGGCCAUGGGUCACACCGGGAACAACAUCAUGACCGUACUCAUGAAGGAGAAGAAUCUCAACCUUCAAGGUGCCGCCGAUUACGUCGGUAAAUACUUCAAGGUCCUGAUUGGUCGAUUCUUCGAUAACAAAUCACGUCUUCCUUCGUGGGGAGCCGAAAUGGAUCACACGGUUGACCAGUUCGUCAUGGCCAUGGAGAGUUGGAUGAUUGGAAAUCUGGAAUGGAGCUUCGAGACUGAGCGAUAUUUCGGACCUCAGCACGAGAAGAUGAAGGAGACAUUGGUUGUUGAGUUGAGCCCCAAGAAGGCCUAAGUAAGUCCGAGUCGGACUUAUUCGACAUAUACGAAGGAACGAUUGUCCUCCGAGAGUAUACUAGAGGCUGGAAGCGAGCUUCCUUAUUUGUUGUCACCUUUCCCCAAGUUACUUCAUAUCGGUUCUACGCAAUCGGCGCAUUUAUAUAGAGUUUGGAUAUCUACGUGACCUUUUCUUUGUUACCCCUACGCGCACACGUUUUCACACCAUAGAGCAGAUUGAGAUAGCGAUCUUAACGAAUCAACAUAUGUAUCUUCUCCC